AUGACUUCGCUUCUAUCCCUCCCUCGAGAGAUCCUCCUCGAAAUCGCCGACUGCCUGAGAGCCGACGAGCUACAUUGCUAUCGAUUUCGAAAUAUCCAUCUUACUAUAAUAGGAGAAGAACAAAUGUUGGAGAACCUUGAAUACUGGGACAGUGUCCUUGAACGUACACAGUCCUUUCCAUUUGUUCAACGUUUGAGCAUUCACUGCGCCGCUGACGCAGGAGGACCUUUGCCCGAAAGUGAUGAUGGGUUCCUAGAAGUACUGGAAAACGAUAUCUAUAAGCAGUGUUUGCCCGAUGAAGACGAAUGGGCUCGCUUUGGCGAGCUGUACCUCUGGAUGUGCGCCAUGUAUGGAAGAAGAAUCCCACCGCAGCCCUCACUUGCGUUGGACGACGUUUGGGAACCACUCGCGGACUUUCUAAAGAAGCUUUUGGGCCUUGAGGACGUGCUUUGGAUCGGUAUAGCCCAAUUUCCGGCCUGUCUUCUUGAGGUUUUGCACAAGGAUAUACCGACUUGUCGUUUGCACCUGAGAGAUUGCUUCCCUAAUGUUGACGGAGACGGCGGAAUAGAUGAGUAUGAUCGCAUUCUUGCUACCUCACCUUCUCUCUCUAGCAUUGUCACUGGUGUUUCGCAUGGAAUAUAUGAGUAUAAGCAACAGGCGAUUAUGCAAUUGGCCGCUGGAGCUGCUCCGAACCUUACCCAGGUCUACUUUCAUUAUGACAAUUCCGGCUCACCUGAGGGCCGACACGGUCCACUGCCUCCAGAAGUAAACUGGUUCGGAGACUCACCAGACAAGGCUGCUUCUCCCCUCCGCAUGUUGGGCCUACACCAGUCAAGCUUUGAUGAUAUGACUCCUGACGAGCUAGACUACUGGAGCAACUAUGUCUCGUUUGAAAAUCUCCGAGUCCUUCAGCUGCAUACCUUCGGCAAUGAGUUUUUGCUCAUCAAUGCGCCGGGAUACAAGUUCCCGUCAUUGAAAACGCUUUCAUUGGACCUCAGGAUCUGCAGAGACAAUAUCGAAGACCGACAGGACAUAGUCCUUAUGACGGAUGGUUUCGCCAGCGACUUCGUGUCAAGUCUACCCCCUCUCGAAAGCUUCUGUCUCUCUGGAACUUACGUUGAAGAAACGUUGCUAGCCGCCAUGCUGAAUCACGGAUCAUCCUUGCAAAGACUGGGUCUCGUUCCACUCGACAGCCAAGAUAAGUUUAGAUGGAAGAUUACACCAGAAAUAUUCCAACUUGUCGAUCGCGCUUUUCCGAAUCUUUGCAGUCUUACAGUUCGUAUUCAAAGAUCCCAGGGCGACAAAAAUGAAGUCAACAUCUACAAAGCAUUGUCCAGAAUUGAACGCCUAACGAUCGAGUUAGACUCUGCUCUUCGUUCUUCUCGAAAUCCAUAUGGUACCGAGAACGUCCUUGACUUCAUGGUCAAUCUUGCCGUUGAUGAAACGCUAGUCCGCUCCAUCCUAGCCAUACUUACACAAGAAUCUCCCUCAUCUAGUUCGCGCCUCCAGUUUCUCAAGGUAAUCCCGUUGAUAUCAGGAGAAGUUGCAGAUGCAUGGCGGUAUGUCGCACUCCGGCUGCACAAGAUCUGGGAACUCAGGCGGUUCAUCUAUAGCGAUGGCUUCUAUCUCACAAGGGCAAGCAGGCAGAGCAACGGCGAUCAAUACAUGUACUUGGAGUUUGACCUGGAAGAACUCAAGGGCCUGUUCCGUGAGCUCUGGCCGGCGAGUGGAGAGGACGAGGAGCUUGAAUGGCAUAGCUUUCCUUUGGAGAAUGAUUAG
This is a messenger RNA of Aspergillus mulundensis, 1779 nucleotides long. RefSeq lists its product as uncharacterized. The record is from RefSeq and is a predicted model, not a curated record. The transcript is spliced from 2 exons. NCBI's taxonomy places the organism in Eukaryota, Fungi, Ascomycota, Eurotiomycetes, Eurotiales, Aspergillaceae. The coding region runs from base 1 to 1779 and encodes 592 amino acids.